Messenger RNA from Gambusia affinis (western mosquitofish), 1697 nucleotides. RefSeq lists its product as uncharacterized. Lineage: Eukaryota; Metazoa; Chordata; Actinopteri; Cyprinodontiformes; Poeciliidae. Bases 382 to 1032 code for a protein of 216 amino acids. Gene Ontology annotation, biological process: T cell costimulation; cell surface receptor signaling pathway; cellular response to lipopolysaccharide. The record is from RefSeq and is a predicted model, not a curated record. The transcript is spliced from 4 exons. Gene Ontology annotation, cellular component: external side of plasma membrane.
ACUUUAUCUCAGUAAAGUUUGAAUUAUGAAUUUAAGAUGCUUGUCAAUCAUAAAUUGUCAGAAAUGCAGGUUAAAUGUAAAUACUGGGGAGGAGCUGUAGUUCUUCUAGUUCUCCAGCAGGUGGAGACAUUUCUCUGCUUCACUUUGUUUUUCUUUUUCUCAUCAGCAGGAAAUGUUGGUGACAAACAGCUGAUAUCCUGACUGAACUAAUUCAGUAAAUUAGAGAUUAAACAGACGAGUUACCAGAACAGUUUGAUGCAGAUUAUUUAUUCUCAUGUGAAACUCAGUGAGAGUUUAUUUGAUUUAACAUGUGGGAUUAUUUUAGAUUGCAAGAAGGAAAUCCAUAAUUCACUGCUGUGAGUCCAGUUGUUCCUUGUAUUGAUGUUCUGCUGCCUCUCCUCCUCUUCCUCUCUCAGGAUGAAGAUGAUCUCCAGCAUCCUGCUGCUCCUCAUCCUCAGCUCAUGUCUCUGUGCAACAUUUGUAGUGAAUGUGACACAGAGCAGCUAUCAGGCAGAGGAGAACCACAGCAUCACUCUGGAGUGGACCUUCACCACCAAGACUCAGGGAUCCUGGAAGAAUCUGUUCAUCUACUGUGAAGCGAACACUGAUCAUGGAGUCUUUGUUCUCUAUCAGGUCCAUGAAGGAGUUGAGAUUCCAGAAUCUCAGGAUGAACAGUUUUCAGGACGAGUCCAGAGUGACAAAGACGUCCUCAGAGAAGGACGAAUCAGACUCCAUGUGUCCAGACUGAGGACUGAAGACUCUGGUCUGUAUCUGUGUGACGUGAAAACUGAAGAUGGAUUCAACUCUGGAAGAUGUGGACUCAACGUUACUGCAACCGCUGAUGUCUCUCCAACCCAGAGAACAACCUUGGAUGCAGAAGCAGAAGGUCGAGGAAGGAUCGGCCUCCAUGUCUCUCUGCGACUGACAGCAGCAGCAGCAGCAGCUCUGAUGGUCAAACUCAUCUGUAAUUACUGUUUUACAAAAAUAUUAGAAUAUUCCCAAUUUUAUUUCAGCCGUUUAUCAGAACCCUGAAUGUUAAUUUGGCUAGUGGACAGAUGGCUUCAUGUUGAACUCAUGUUGAGGUUUUGGUUUGACUACAGGGUGUCCAGGUGUUGCUGCUAAACAAACCCAGAUCAAUAUUCCUCUCCCACUGAGCUUUACAGGUGGUUUUGGUGAAUUGAAGACUAAAAAUCUGGUUCUGCGUUCAGAUGCAGAUGUGAAAACCAAUAAUGUGCUACUGAUCCGUUAGGGAGAAGAGUCUUUCUACUGGUUACCAUAACAACAAUCCAUAUUGGUUCAACCUUUUCCUCACUGUUCUGUCAUGACCUUUAACCUUUAUCAAGCUACCUCAGGCCUGGAGAGCAGCUAAUGAAGCUCUUUGGUUUGGUGUAAUUUCUCUGAACAAAGAAGAUGGAGUGAAGCAAAUACCAUUUAUCAUGUAAAUUCUGUUUUAUAUACAGGGAAAAUAGAAACUCCAGUCCUCGAGGGCCGCAGUCCUGCAACUUUUAGAUGUGCCUCUGCUGCACCACCUGAAUAGGAUAAUUAUGGCUCUGGAGAACUGAUCUACACAAGGAGGAAGUAAUUAAGCCGUUUCAUUCCAGUGUUUUGUACCUGUGGCACAUUUAAAAACUGCAGGGCAGCGACUGGAAGACUGGAGUUUGACACCUGUCGUGUAUUUAGAUAAAAUUAGAACAAGA